AUGCAAGUGAGGAAAAAUUCUUUUCGUGAGCUAUUCAAAUUAAUCGGGAAAGUCAAUGGAUAUGAGGCACGUUCGGCAUGUUAUCACAAUUUAAUUGAUGUUUUCAACUCACGACUAUCCUUUAAAGAAAUGGGUAAGGUAAAGUUUUUAUCAGUCAGUCCUACUUUAGACAUGCAAUUGAAAGCUGUUCUCGCAAUAUGUGGCGUGUUUCUUGGCUGCUGCUCGAACGUUGUGUUUUUAGAAUUAAUAGUGAGGUUUGAUCCAGCUGCUGGACAUUUAGUGACAUUUUCACAAUUCUUUUUCAUUGCUAUUCAUGGACUUAUAUCAACAUCAAAAUUCUUUUCCGUAAAGCGAAUCAUACCAAUGAGGGAUUAUGCAAUUUUAGUCACGAUGUUUUACGUAUCGACUGUUUGUAAUAACUAUGCAUUUAAUUUUAAUAUUCCAAUGCCAUUAUUGAUGAUAUUUCGGUCAGGUUCACUAAUGGCAAAUUUGAUUUUGGGAAUAUUAAUUUUAAAUAAGAAGUACGAUUUAUGGAAGUAUUUAUCAGUCAUAUUGAUAACAAUUGGCAUUUGUAUUUGCACAAUUGUUUCUGGAAUGAGUUUAGACAUAAAAGGUGAUAACAAUUCCAGAGAUAAAGACUAUGGAUUUAGUAUGUUAUUCUGGUGGUGCAUUGGAAUCGGUAUGUUGACAAUAUCACUGUUUGUAUCGGCUAGAAUGGGAAUAUUUCAAGAAGUUCUGUUUAAAAAGAAUGGAAAACAUCCAGAUGAAGCUUUAUUCUAUGCGCAUUUACUGCCACUACCUGGAUUUAUUCCACUUUUGUCAAAUAUCCUGGAUCAUGCAUCUAUUGCAUUUCAAUCAUCACCAGUUUUUAUUCCUAUAUUAGCAAUUGAGAUGCCCAUACAAGUGCUUUAUAUUAUUGGAAAUAUGCUUACGCAGUUCUUAUGCAUUCGAUCAGUUUAUAUCCUCACAACUGAAUGCUCAUCAUUGACAGUGACAUUAGUCGUAACAUUAAGAAAAUUUGCAUCAUUAUUAUUUUCAAUAUUUUACUUCCGGAAUCCAUUCACAUCAUAUCACUGGCUUGGUACUCUAUUUGUUUUCAUCGGAACUGUGAUAUUUGUUGAAAUAAUACCUAAAAUAAGAGACUCUUGUGAGACAAGAAAGCAAAUGAAAACAAUUGAUAAGUUUUAUCUUGAUGAUACGCCACGUGUGCAUGUGAGUUAUAAGCCAUUGCCUCAAGAUGACGAGAAACAUAAUUUAGAUGAUAACUGAUGAAUAAAUCAAAUGUGUGUAUGUAUAUAUGAAAUCAUAAAAUAACUACGAGACUGUAAAUCAAUCAUGACGACAUUAAUUAUCCAAUUUCCCUUAAAAUCUAAUCCUGCCUCUCUCUGUUACGGACCAUGAAUGAUCAGUUGACUUCAUUAAACUACCGUACUCGUUUAAUUUCAUGGUAAUUUUCCUCAAUUACAUCGUCAACAAUACAACAAUCUACCAAAACAAAAGGCACAUUUGGAAACCUUCUUUUAUACAUUUCCGACCACUCUUCUCUGUCACAUAAUUAAAAACCAUUCACAACUCCACCCAUUAUGCAUCCUACAAGUUGAUUUUCUUAUGAAACAAGAACACAAGCCACAAAUUUAAUUUUAAAUUCACCCUUAGCAGCAUGCCGAUGGAGAGGGAAAAAGUGUGUGUCGUGGAAAAUUGAGAAUUUUAGUGUGUGCCUGCAUAGAAGUAGGGAAAAUAAAAGUAUAACAAAAUACUAUUUUAUUGCUUUAAUCGGAG
This is a messenger RNA of Chironomus riparius, 1779 nucleotides long. Lineage: Eukaryota; Metazoa; Arthropoda; Insecta; Diptera; Chironomidae. The record is from the annotation of a GenBank genome assembly.